Prunus armeniaca (apricot) is the source of this 492-nucleotide messenger RNA. NCBI's taxonomy places the organism in Eukaryota, Viridiplantae, Streptophyta, Magnoliopsida, Rosales, Rosaceae. The record is from the annotation of a GenBank genome assembly.
AUGUUGGUGAAAAGCCGAACGGCAGGGGACCACCUGGAAAACUUGGCCCUCAUGUUCGGUAUUCUAAAGGAUUAUCGAAUGAGGCUAAACCCGGCGAAGUGCGCCUUCGGUGUAUCUUCCGGUAAAUUUCUCGGGUUCAUGAUCAGUCAAAGGGGAAUCGAGGCCAAUCCCGAGAAAAUCAAAGCCAUAAUCGACAUGGAGACGCCGAAGACGCAAAAGGACAUUCAGAGCCUUACCAGACGUGUCGCUGCCCUGACACGCUUCAUCUCCAAGGCUACCGAUAAAUGCGUGCCGUUCUUCAAAGCUUUGAAAGGGGGCAAACAUCAUAUAACGUGGACUCCCGAAUGCGACCAGGCAUUUCAAAACUUGAAGAACUACAUGAGCCAGGCACCACUGUUAUCAAAUACUGCCGUACCUUUCGGUAUUGAUAAGGAAGCCGGAGAAGGCUUCUGUACCUUUCGGUAUCAAAUACUGUCGUUAGCUCGGUAUUGA